This is a messenger RNA of Pteronotus mesoamericanus, 2814 nucleotides long. RefSeq names its product protein SLFN14-like. The record is from RefSeq and is a predicted model, not a curated record. Gene Ontology annotation, biological process: rRNA catabolic process; mRNA catabolic process. The coding region runs from base 1 to 2814 and encodes 937 amino acids. The transcript has 5 exons. NCBI's taxonomy places the organism in Eukaryota, Metazoa, Chordata, Mammalia, Chiroptera, Mormoopidae. Gene Ontology annotation, molecular function: RNA endonuclease activity; ribosome binding.
AUGGCGCGGCGGCCAGCGGAUCACGUGGUGGCGGUGGGCUGGUGCAAGAAACAGCCAAUCGGAGGGCGAGACGAACGUGAAAGUCUCCAGACCAAUAUGGAAACGUUCUAUCCUGAGAUCAUCGUAGAGAUGGGCACAGCGACUUUAGGAGAAGAGAAAAGGAGGAAGAUGACCAAUAACUAUUUGAAAAGAACUGAGAAUUCUAAAAUCAUCCAAGCCACGUGUGCACUGUUAAAUUCCGGAGGAGGUGUGAUCAAAGUGAAGAUUGAUGAUAAAACCUACAGUUACCGAUGCCAUGGGCUGGGGCAGGACCUGGAAACUUCUUUUCAAAAGCUCCUUCCUUCAGGUUCACAGAAAUACCUUGACUACAUGCAACAAGGGCACAAUCUCCUGAUUUUUGUAAAGUCAUGGAGUCCGGAUGUUUUCAGCCUCCCCCUAAGGAUUUGCAGCUUGCGCUCCAAUUUGUAUCAGAGAGAUGUGACUUCUGCCAUAAACCUGAGCGCCAGCAGUGCCCUGGCGCUUCUCAGACUGAAGCAGUCGAGAGCCCAGAGAGGAAGGCCGAGGGCGAGGGAGCUGCAUCCCCAGAGAGUUCUUGACACAAACAUCCAGGAAGAGGAAGAUAUGAGGACGUCUGCCUGGAACUUUCUUCAGAAGGACAAACUCAUAUAUAAAGAGAAACUCAACUUUACUGAGUCAACACAUGUGGAGUUUAAAAGGUUCACCACCAAAAAGAUUGUCCCUAGGAUUAAAGAAAUGCUUUCUCAUUACAUUUCUGCAUUUGCCAACACCCAAGGGGGAUACCUCAUUAUUGGGGUAGACGAUAAGAGCAAAGAAGUGUUUGGAUGUAAGAGAGAAAAAGUGAACCCAGACUUAUUAAAAAAGGAAAUAGAAAACUGCAUUAAAAAAUUGCCUGUAUUCCACUUCUGCCAUGAAAAACCAGGGGUGAAUUUCACUACCAAAAUCUUGGACGUGUACCAGAAAGAUGUCCUGUAUGGCUACGUCUGCGUGGUUCGCGUGGAGCCCUUCUGCUGUGUAGUGUUCACAGAGGCCCCGGACUCCUGGAUCGUGGAGGACAACUCUGUCACCAGGCUGACGGUGGAGAACUGGGUGGCCAUGAUGCUGGAUAUUCAGCCAGCGCCCUCCAGUUUGACCGCAGGCUGCCGCCUCCCCCUGACUUCACGAGCUUCAUCUGCGCCAGGGAGCCCAUCAUAUCUCCUGAAAGUCCUGGAAUUUAAGGAUGCUCUACAACAACGUCUGUUUCCAGUGACACAGGAAGGGAUACAGUUUAAACCAGAAUCCCUCUGUAAGAAGCUCUUCUCAGACCAUAAAGAACUGGAAGAAUUAAUGAAGACUCAGACACGUCCUUGCUCUCAGGGGAUUGUGCUAUUUUCUAGAAGCUGGGCUAGUGACAUUGGCCUCAGGAAAGACCAGAAUGUCCUGUGUGAUGCUCUCCUAAUAGCAGUUGACAGCCCCCUGGUACUCUAUACGGUCUUCAUACACCCCGCUGGGACUGAAGGGCUUGAGUAUGCCCAGAACACUGCCCGCCAGCUAAAGCAGAAACUGGGAACGCUGGGCGGUUACACGGGGAAAGUGUGUGUUAUUCCGAGGCUGACGCACCUGCCCGGCACACAGGAUAGGCCCUGUGAAGUCCCUGUGCACUACCCCCAGUCCUACCAGCUUGCGAAUAAGGAGGAGAUGGAAGACUUGCUACAGGCCCUGGUCGUGGUCUUGCUGUGCUCUAGUUCCCUUCUGAGUGACCAGCUGGGCUGUGAGUUUUUCAACUUGCUCAUAGCAGAGCAGUGUGAGCUGCUUUCAGAGAGCCUUCAGGAGACGCGAGAACUGUUCGUCCACUGCUUUCCGGGCACAAGGAAGACAGCCCUAGCCGUAAAGAUCAUGGAGAAAAUUAAGGACCUAUUCCACUGCAAAGCAAAAGAGAUCCUCUAUGUUUGUGAACAUGACUCCUUAAAGGAUUACGUGGCCCAACAUACCACCUGCCGAGCUGUGACCCGGAAAACCUUCAUGGGAGGGGAAUUCCUAAAGGUUAAACACAUAGUGAUGGACGAGACUGAGAAUUUCUGCAGCAAGUACGGUGAUUGGUACAUGAAGGCUAAGAGUAUCACCCAUCCAAAGGUGAGGGGAGCGAGAAGUGAAAACCUUCACCACGGGGUUCUCUGGAUCUUUCUGGACCCUUUCCAAGUCCACCAUGCUAAUGUCAGUGGCCUUCCCCCUCCAUCUGCUCAGUUUCCUCGUAAAGCAAUCACCAAAGGGAUCCACUGUUCUCUGGAAAUAGCAAGGGUUAUGAAACAGGAAAUGAAAAAGAUCAAAGAAAACCCUCCCUCCACCUCCUGUCUGGACACACUGGCAUUGUUCAGGGAAGCUGCCUACGAGGAAGCAAUGCGUGCUCAGGCUCUUCCUGGGGUGUGUGAGACAGAGACUAACCUGACAAUGGAACAGAUUGCAAAAUACGUGGCAGAUCGGUGUCAUAGCCUGCUCCAGUGUGGCUAUCUGCCCAAAGAUAUAGCAAUUCUGUGCAGGAGAGAGGAGGACAGAGGACGCUAUGAGUUUGCACUGCUAAAAGCAAUGGAAUUAACUGAGACCCACAGAGCAACAGAAGCUGUGUUCAGCCAGGCCUCUGGCGUUUGGGGCAAUCACAUCAUUUUAGACAGCGUUCAGCAGUUUUCAGGCCUGCAGAGGAAUAUCGUGUUUGGGCUUAGUCCCGAGUGUGCCCUGUCAGAGGAAACUCACAAGCUCUGCUUUGCCUCAAGAGCCAUUAAACACCUCUACCUGCUUUAUGAAAAGAGGGCAGCUUCCUGA